CUUCCUGCGUGGCCUCCUCUCACACAGCCUGCUGGCCUUGCUCUUGGUUCAGAAGCUAGUCCAAACAGGCCUCUCCCACAUUCCCUGGCUGCUCUCCAGCCUGCAGGAGCCGAGACAACCUUAACUUCAGGGACUGCGAGGGCCGAGCAGAGGCUGCUAAAUGGAGCCACCACCGAGUGAAGGGGGACCCUCUGGCUUCCAGAUGUUAAGCCUUCUGGGGAAUACAACCCUUGUGAGCUGCAUCACAGGCAUUGUGCUGGCUAUCCUGAUGUUGCUGCUGCUGCUGGCCGCCUGUCUUUUCCACAGAUCAGAGGAGCAUGACGUGGAGAGAAACGGAGUCCUGCAAAUCAGGCCUCGACUCUUCCAUCGCCGGCGCCGGGGUUUCCUGGGAGGCUUUCACCAUCACCACCAUCAUCGUGGCCACAUGACUGGGGUAACCAGUGCAGGUUUUCAUCACCACCACCACCACCACCACCACCACCACCACCACCAUUCUCCUCACCACCAUCACCACCACCACCACCACCAUGCUCACCGAGCCCGCCACUGAGGCCAAUGGAUGGUAUCUACCUGGCCCUGCCCUCCAUCCAGCACCAAAUGAGUGGACCCUGAUGUGCCCAUAGAAAAGGACUUGUCUCUGGGGUGGAUGGGGGUUUUGGGACCUGAGUCCUGCUUCAGUUUCAUUUGUCUAUAAGCCCUUCUCCCACUGUGCAACCGAGACGCGAGAACCACGUGGGUAGCCCUAUACACUGCAGGGCUUGGGCUUGGAGCAGGGCUGGCUGGACGCCCUACCUUGUGACUGCAAUUCCUGGUGACCACGGAAGUUACAAGAGUGUCCGAUGGACCCAGUGCCCGGGUGGAUACGAAGUGCUCAUCUGACUGGGAGGCCCCGUGAUGCCCUUCCAGGUGCAGAAUGUGUAUGGGGCAGCCCGGACCAAUCAUUGUUGCUUGGUUAUAAGAAAUAAA
This is a messenger RNA of Peromyscus eremicus (cactus mouse), 966 nucleotides long. RefSeq names its product histidine rich carboxyl terminus 1 (gene Hrct1). Bases 161 to 550 code for a protein of 129 amino acids. The record is from RefSeq and is a predicted model, not a curated record. The transcript has a single exon. NCBI's taxonomy places the organism in Eukaryota, Metazoa, Chordata, Mammalia, Rodentia, Cricetidae.